Messenger RNA from Jaminaea rosea, 1665 nucleotides. RefSeq lists its product as hypothetical. The record is from RefSeq and is a predicted model, not a curated record. Gene Ontology annotation, molecular function: L-lactate dehydrogenase (cytochrome) activity. NCBI's taxonomy places the organism in Eukaryota, Fungi, Basidiomycota, Exobasidiomycetes, Microstromatales. The transcript has 9 exons. Bases 1 to 1665 code for a protein of 554 amino acids. Gene Ontology annotation, biological process: lactate metabolic process.
AUGGCGAAAACAGAUGAGCAGCAGCAGGAGCAGCAGGAGCUCGUCGUCUACAGGCCCCCACAUAGGUCAAUCAACACCAUUAGCAACAGCAGCAGCAGCGAGAACAACAACAAGGCCUGCGCUGCUCAUUUGUGCAGCAGCUCUUGGCCGCUACGCGCUACUGACGGUUCCGUCGCUCUUUCCUCUUUCUCCGGCCCGAUAACACUCAGUAUCACGAAUUUCCUGUCUCAACACCCCGGUGGGGCCAAGGUUAUCCUCAACAAUGCGGGCAAAGAUGUCACCUCCCUCUACACCCCAAUCCACCCCAGCGACGCCAUCGCCAAGAACCUCACAGAAGAGCAACACGUCGGUCGUCUCGACCCGGCUACCGUGGUGCAGGAAGCAAAGGAAGAGACCGACCAGGAACGACGACGCCGGAUCGCGUUGGAGAACCUCCCGCCCGUGGGGUCCAUGUUGAAUCUGGAUGAUUUCGAACGGAUGGCAAAAGAGAUACUGAGCGAGCAAGGCUGGGCCUACUACUCCUCCGCGGGAGACGACUGUGUGACCCUCCGAGCGAAUCGCACCUCGUUCAGUCGCGUCUGGUUCAGGCCACGCGUCCUACGCGGCGCGUCUGGAAAGCCGGGCAUUGAUACCAGCACAACGCUGCUCGAGAACAGCGCAAGGAUCGAAUCGAGUCUUCCCAUCUAUAUCUCGCCGGCCGCGAUGGCUAAAUUGGGUCAUCCGGAGGGGGAGGUCAAUCUUACCAAGGCGGCGCGUAGUGCGGGGAUUGUGCAGGGGGUCUCUGCGAAUGCUAGUGUCUCACUUGACGAGAUAGUCGCGGCUAGAGAGACGAGGGAGCAGCCAUUAAUCUAUCAACUCUACAUCAACAAGGAUCGUCGGGCCUCAGAAGAGAUCUUGCGCAAAGUCGAGCAAGACGGGUUCAAGGCCGUAAUGCUUACCGUAGAUGCUCCCGUGAUGGGGAAACGCGAGCUCGACAUGCGUGCCAAGGGAGAGAUAGUCUCUAGCCCUGCCUCGCCAGAUUCGGGUGGGUCUGCGUCUACCUCGACCUCUGGACGAGGGGUCGCCGGCGCUAUCUCGGGGUACAUCGAUCCCACCAUCUCUUGGGCUGAUAUAGACUGGUACCGCCGACACUGCAAGCUUCCCUUGAUUUUGAAGGGGGUGCAGAGCGUCGAGGACGUGCAGCUCGCCGUGCAGCAUGGUAUUGAGGCAGUGAUCCUCAGUAAUCAUGGGGGACGCAGUCUGGAUUAUUCCCCUCCCCCACUCGAUGUCCUAAUCUCUCUUCGCCAACACGCCCCUCACCUGUUCAACCAGAUCGAAGUCUGGCUCGACGGCGGGGUCCGUAGAGGCACGGAUGUGAUCAAGGCCCUCUGUCUAGGCGCUUCUGCUGUUGGACUCGGUAGACCCUUCCUGUACGCGCAGAGUGGGUUCGGUCAACCAGGGGCGGAGAGGGCAGUGGAGAUUAUGAGGGAUGAGAUUGAACGUUGUAUGCGUUUCCUUGGGGUUGGGAGCUUGAGCGAGUUGGGCCCGGAGUUGGUCGAGGUGCUGCCGAGGGUGUUUACCAACGAGCCCAGCCUCCGACUGAGCAUCGCAUCGCAUCGCAUCACGACGUCCCAUCAUCAGCACCAGACUCGCGCUACGCACUACCCGUUUUGCCCCCACCUCUAA